Naegleria gruberi is the source of this 1336-nucleotide messenger RNA. RefSeq lists its product as uncharacterized. The coding region runs from base 1 to 1320 and encodes 439 amino acids. The record is from RefSeq and is a predicted model, not a curated record. The transcript has a single exon. NCBI's taxonomy places the organism in Eukaryota, Heterolobosea, Eutetramitea, Acrasida, Naegleriidae.
AUGGUCAUGUUAGAAAAACAAACUUGUUUGAAUUUUGGUGCUAGUGAGACUUCCUCUUUUUCCUUUGGUGCUGCUACAACUGCUGCUUCCACUUCCAAUACCAACACUUCUUCCACAACAACCACUACAACUUCUCAACCAGUUAGCUCUUCCUUUGGUACUACCACAACACCUUCAGCAACUACAUUUUCCUUUCAACCACUUCCAACAACAACAACAAGUAACAAUACCAAACCAAUAACAGGUUCCUGCUUUGGUACAACACCAAAUCCUACAAGUACACAACCUCCUUUGGCAAGCACUGGUGCAACUUUUGGAUCUUUUUCAGCUACACAAGCUCCUAGUUCUACUGGAGGAUUUGGUACAUCACCAUUUGGUUCUGUUCAAGCCACCACUGCAAGCAACAGCAAUCCAUCUGUUGGUUUUAAUUUGAAUUGUACAUCUACCGUAUUCCAAACCUCUACCGUCAAUACUGGAGAUUAUAUUCCUCUUAGUGGUCCUAAUGGUAUUGAUUUGAUUAAAAAGUGCACUAAUUUCAGCGAUUUGGAUAUUAAGAUUCUUUCCAAUGACAAAGUAUACACUACUUUAAGUUGCAACAGAGUACUAAUCACUAAUUUAUCCGACAAAUUCGAUAAAUUGGUCAAGAAUAAGAUUGUUAAGGAUUCUGACAAGUUUAUUCUCACAAUUUCUACUGAGGAAUUUGAAUCAAGUAUUGGAAAAAUUGAUGCUCAAGUUUUGACUCACUUGUUUGAAUGUAUUGUUAGGGAAUCAACUCAAGUGCAUGUUAAUCACUCAUUCCAUUUACUGGUUCUUCUCAAUCAAUUGGAUUUAUUGAGUACUAUGAGAAUUUUAAGAAACUUGAUUUGUAACAGCUUUACACAACCACAUGCUCUUUUAUUCGCCACUAAAUUCAAUAAUUACUAUACUGAAGGUCGUACGGUUAAUGUUGAAUUAAUGAGUUUGUUCCUCACCUCUAUUAACAAUGUAGUUGGUGGAAUUGACAAGAUUUCAAAUCAAUUUGCGUUUGGAAAAAUUAAUCAACAUCUCUUAGAACAUUUCCUCAGCUCUAAAUCCAAGACAGCUCCUUUGAGAUGCAUCUUUCAUUCUAUUGAUAUUUGGUUGGAAAGCAACAAGACCAUUGCAAGUGAUCCUAUUCAAGUGGCCACUCUUGUUGAUUCCAUUCAUUUAGAAGCAUCAAAGGAUCAUUCUCAAAUUAUUUCAACUCUCAGUUGUUGCCCAUCCAGAUUCCAAUUCCUCAAUACUUUGGAUCCAGUUAUGCGUUUGAAACUUAUUCACAAACAUGCCCUUCUCAUUAAAUAAAGAAUUAUUGAACUGC